GAUUCUUGCCGCUCACCCGAUUGCAAACAAGCUGUAACUAACUGAUCUGAGGCCAGCGGUAUCUUAAUUUUCACGAAUAAACAUGAUCACAAUCUUCCGUGGACCGGUAUCCGUCUUUCAAGUCACAUUUAUGUCGAAAGCGGUCUGUAUGAGCUCUCAGUUCGUAUAGUUAGACGCCUGUUGUCAUGGACAGGAAUGUGACAGCUAAUUAGCCAGACUGCUAACCUGCAGUUGAUCCUGCACGAAGACGGAUUUAAAGUUACACUUGAAAUAGUAUUGUGGCUUUUACAUCGGCCAUCAUGUUAGAUUACAAUACUAUUUUAUUAGAUUUCGAUAGCCUGCUGCCAUCUUGAAUGUAGGCAUGUUGUCGUUGAAGCAGCUAACAAUGUAAGCCAGCGGUAUUCCCCUUCAUUCCCACAUAGUUCCGUGUAUGAUGUAACCAGCCUGCCAUGAAGCAAAACAACGUACACAACACCGCCCGGCUUUCGAAUACUCCUUAAUAAACGUUGAUUUGGCUCUUUGUAACUUCACUGCUGAGAUUCUAGUUUAAAAUGUUAACUUUGCUCGGCUAAGUUGUGCAUGAAUACGGAGUUUCCCUUUUCCCGUGCACAAAGGAGCGGAUGGGAGGGCGAGCGAUGAUGCAACCACAGGCAACACUUGAGCUCACUCAUAGGAGAGAGAGAAAUUUUGCCACAUGUGCAAACAUUGACAUGGCAGCUCGGUAGGACUACAGCAACAUAAUGCUUCAGGAUGAGCACAAGUUGUUGAGCUGACUUUUAGGUGUUGCAGCAUUUUGCUGAAAUGAUGCGUUUCUGCGGCACAAAGCUGCAUUUUGUGGCAUUCUGCAUUUUCAAAAGGAUCUAACACCGAUUCUAGCUCUGUGAAGCCCCACAGAACAGUUGGAGAGGUUGACAGAGUGGCAGAUAGUGGAAGUGGAUCCAAAUGAGCAAGCAGCUGCAACAGAAGAUAUCCAACACAGAUCAGAACGGUGUCAGUGUUAUACAGAAUCAGUCUCAUAAUAGUGCACUGAACCCCGCAGGAGCCACAGGACUACAGCAGGUUCCUCAGUUAGUCCCAGCAAGUCCCGGAGGUGGUGGUAAGGCCACACCACCCAGCAAGAUGAAGAAGACCAGUAUGGAUAAAGACAGUGAUGAGUACCGCCAACGGAGAGAACGCAACAACCUUGCAGUAAAGAAGAGCCGCAUGCGUAGCAAGCAGAAGGCACAGGACACCCAGCAGCGUGUCAAUGAGCUGAAGGAGGAAAAUGAGAGACUGGAGGCCAAAAUCAAAUUGCUCAGCAAAGAACUGAGCGUGCUUAAAGACCUGUUUCUAGAGCAUGCUCAUAACCUCGCGGAUAACGUGCAGCCCCCUGCUUCAGGUGGAGGCCCCGGAGACCUCUGCAACAACAACAACAACAGUGGCAGUAACAGCAGCAGCCAGUGAGAGCCUACUGUUGGUAUGCAGUGUGCUAUACAGAGGCUCUCUAAGCAAAGCAUUUUACUUAAUCAUAUUGCGCUUUCUUUUUCCCCAUUUCUGGAAUGUGUACUGUCCACAGCGUUUAACUUGCGUGUCUUCUGUUUGUACACUCAAAUUCGGUUUUGAUCUCACAUGUAAUGUCUCAUGCUGAGACUGAUGACAUCAUCGCCAUUGCAACCACAGAAUGUCAAACCCACGCUCUGAUUUGAUGUGCUGGAGAUAAGUUUUAUAGCCAGCUUUCAAUUUUAAAGCAUGUUUCAGUCUCUUAAUACUUAAUUUAUUUUUCCAGUUUAGAGGAUUGUGAACCAUUCUCAUUAGAGAAUUUUGAUAUUUGUCCAAAGCUGGUCACGAAGAUUGAAGAUGGAACAGUAUGUAUGCUCCAUCAGUGAUCAGUAGGUUCAAGAAUGAAAGUUACAAAACUUACACUCUCCAAAAGACCCACAAUAUGAAAUAAUAGAACCAUACAGUACAAUAAUUUAUUAUGACUAGGGAAUUAGAGGUAACUAAAAAGCCCUGGAAGAUCUUCUUCCAACGGAAGUCAAGAAACUAAGUUACUAUUUUGUAUUCUUGCUUUUUUGCAACUUUGCCUGACUUGCUCUUUACUUGUUGACCAUUUCUUUAAAGAACAGCAAAUAUACUGUUUUAUCCAUGGCAACGGACAACAGACAGGCAAAACGUGUUGCAUCAGACUCCAGAUAGUGUCUGCAUUAACAGUAGCCCUUAAAUCCCUAAAAUCCUCCAAUUCUGACAAGAGUGGAGGAUGAGAAAUAGAGUAGAUUAUUAGCUCUAGCCUGUAUGUUAGGGUGUUGGUAGCUAAAUUAACACAUAUUUCAUCACAGUAGCUCUUGUGCCUGUGUAAAUACUGAUGAAGGUGCAGAUAAGAUUAGAAUGAGAACAUCCCUAAACCGGUGUUUAAGCAUUUAAAUUGCAUCACUCAUCUGUCAACUGACUUUAGACUAGAUUUUUUCCUAAAUUUGUUGAUAAAUUAUUAUUUAUAUUGCAAAGUACAAACUUGGCAUAAAGCUUUGAAUAAGUCCCUUUCCUUGCUAAUCUUCACCCUAUCUCACGGCAUCAAUUUGUGGCUAUUUUGUUUCUCUGACCAGUCUCAGUUAAGAGCAGUAUGUGUGAAGUUUACAUCUGCAGCAGCAGAUGUUACUUAAGGUUAUUGGAGCAGGCCGGUAUUGUAGUCAAAUGACCUUUGCCCUCAUUAAUUCUCAUGGGACUGUGUGUCCUUCGAGUCACUGUAGAUAGACUUUUGUACCUCAGGCUAUGCCUCACCAGACAGCCUUUAAGAUCUAUAAUAUUCCUGUUUAAGAGAAAAUUAAAAAGAGGAGGGGGAAAGCGGUAAGAAAAGACAAGGGGAUCUUGUUAGAUGUGUGAAGCAUCUUUAAUUCUAUUUCAUAUUUUCAUUUUCUAUAUUUGAAGUUUUAAACAUGUAAAAAGCAUGACAGGUAAUGCAUGAUUAGCACUAUUUAAACUAUUAAAAAGUUAUGUUCUAUAAAUUAAAGGAACAUCAAAUCAGCAACUGCAUACUUAGUUUUGUAAAGAAGUUCCAAACUUAAGUUCGGGAGGAGUUUGUUCGUCUAGGCCUGCCAAUCAUAUCCCAAGGAUAUAUAAGCAGCUGCUUCACUCACACUGGUUAUGAUUCUUCUGGUAUUCCUCCACCUCCCAGUCUCCACCUUUAUUUUUUUAUGACACCUGUACCAAUUAUUAUUCCAUAUUGUCUUUCUAUUUCUCGCUUUAGUCAGAUAGUCCGGGGAGGGGAUCUCAGAGCUCAAGCCCUUCCAUUGUGGACAGCACGCCAAAUCCAUUUAUCUUAAUGUGAUCCAGGACUGUAAUGUGAACCAGUUAACUUGUGGUGUCAAGGCUGUGCUAAAAUAAAGCUAUUGAGUAGAACUUCUUACAAAACAAGACUAAAGUCAAUAUUUCAUGAAUAUUUGAUUGGCAUAUUUAGCUUAAGUAUGAGGGUUGCUGGGCAACUUGCUUUUUACAUGAUGUAUACUGGGGUUUUUUGUGCACUGUAAAUUAAAAUUGAAUAUGAAAUGCAUUCUUUGUGUUUGUUAUUAACUUUGAGGAAAGGAGGGGCACACAACCUACAGUGUGUCUCAAUCAGCUCCCUAUGUCAUGAAUAAGUAUAUCAUGAAGACGAAUUUCAGGCACUGGUAAGGGUGUUGAUCCUGAACGUUGGGACACUUAUGGCACGAUUAUGAGCUCGCACAUUAAAACACAGCUGGUAUUAUUCAACAACAUCGCCGUAUAAAUGACACUGCCAUGCAUUUUUGUCGGAGAUAUUCAAAUGUACAGUGUCAUUAUGAAAUAUAAAUGGCAUAAAUAAAGUAUUUUUAACCUUCUAACAACUCAUUACUAACAGACAUUACAAACAACAUCUCUUUUAAAGAGAAAAGAAGGCUUUGACUUCAUAGUUUUACACUUGUGCUCGUCUUCUAACGACUUGAAAGACUUCAGAAGACAUGACAACGUUUCCGGUAAGGGAACAUAGUGAGCAACGAUGCUCCCUGGUUUUUACGGUCCAUUCUGGUCAUUUUUAGGGAGCUAACGUUUCAGUGCAUUGGAACAAUUUUGCGAUUGAGACAGCCCUAGAAAAGGCAGACUCCCUGAUCAGUGCCCUGACUACUGAACUAGGGAGCUGAUUGAGCCAGACCCAUAGAUAUUCAUUUACUCAGUCAGCUGAGGUGCCUACAAGGUGUCUUGUUGCUGUCAGUAGAACUGAAGAAAACAAAUACAAGCUUUGUUCUACUGAAGUCAGAACCUCUCAACAAAAGCUAAAUUAGGUAAGCAAUGAUGUUCCACUUGAAGUCCUUAUUUCAGCUGAACUGAAAUUGAGUACUAAUAUAUCACAGACAUAAAAAAUGUAUAUAUUGCUUAUUAUAUCUGAUUUAGUUCUUUAAAAUAAAAAGUCAAUGGGACAUACAGUAAAUUGGUUUAUAUUUAUUGUUUUGGCCAGCCUUGAUUAAUGUUCUUACAAAAUCAGUCCACAACCGCAAACAACCUCCUGAUUUAAUUUUUAAUAACAAAAUAUCACGGUUAGGAAACUAAUGAC
This is a messenger RNA of Myxocyprinus asiaticus (Chinese sucker), 4537 nucleotides long. Its product is annotated as CCAAT/enhancer-binding protein gamma-like. NCBI's taxonomy places the organism in Eukaryota, Metazoa, Chordata, Actinopteri, Cypriniformes, Catostomidae. The record is from RefSeq and is a predicted model, not a curated record. Gene Ontology annotation, molecular function: RNA polymerase II cis-regulatory region sequence-specific DNA binding; DNA-binding transcription factor activity, RNA polymerase II-specific. The coding region runs from base 943 to 1443 and encodes 166 amino acids. Gene Ontology annotation, biological process: DNA-templated transcription; regulation of transcription by RNA polymerase II. The transcript is spliced from 3 exons.